Coregonus clupeaformis (lake whitefish) is the source of this 2722-nucleotide messenger RNA. It is a transcript of the gene ttll6, whose product is annotated as tubulin tyrosine ligase-like family, member 6. The transcript is spliced from 16 exons. Bases 226 to 2565 code for a protein of 779 amino acids. Gene Ontology annotation, molecular function: tubulin-glutamic acid ligase activity; tubulin binding. Gene Ontology annotation, biological process: protein polyglutamylation; microtubule cytoskeleton organization. NCBI's taxonomy places the organism in Eukaryota, Metazoa, Chordata, Actinopteri, Salmoniformes, Salmonidae. The record is from RefSeq and is a predicted model, not a curated record. Gene Ontology annotation, cellular component: cilium.
GUAGGAGGAACUUCAUCGCAGAAGAACAGGACGUCGGGAAUGUUUUUAAACAAUAUUGACACCGUGUGCCUGCCACACUGACACAUAUUGUGCGGAAGGAAAAGUAAAAGGAUUAGGACCAGACCAGAGGUGGAUAUGAGGCUUUGUGAGCUGCCUUCUGUUGGGAACGACCACAUCUUGCCGGGCCCCUGAAACUGAGGGGCCCUUACCAACAAACAGAGUGGGAUGGACCUGCGAGCAGAGAGCCCUGACAGAGACUCUGAAGAUGAUGCCUUCAAGUGUGGACCUGAGGGGGGAGAGGAGGGCGAGGGCUGGGGGAGCGAUAGUCAACCCGAGGCCUGCACCCCUACUCCUCCAUCCAUUGGCAAGAGGAAGAAGAAAAGGAAAAAGAGACUGUGGAUCAAUAUCGUCAACUGCAAAUAUGAAAGUGUGCGACGUGCUGCUCGCAGAUAUGGCCUUUGGGAAGCAGUGGAGGGCGAGGACUGGACUCUCUUCUGGACAGACUGCUCUGUCUCACUGGACAGAGUUAUGGACAUGAAGCGCUACCAGAAGAUCAACCAUUUUCCCGGGAUGAGUGAGAUUUGUAGAAAGGAUCUUCUGGCUCGAAACAUGAACCGCAUGCUGAAGCUCUUCCCCAAAGACUACAAUAUCUUUCCCCGAACAUGGUGCCUACCGGCAGAUUAUAGUGACUUCCAAGCUUACACCAGGUCCAAGAAACACAAGACUUACAUCUGUAAGCCAGACUCCGGUUGCCAAGGGCGAGGCAUCUUACUCACUAAGUCCAGCAAAGACAUCCGGCCCGGAGAACACAUGAUCUGCCAGGUGUACGUCUCCCGGCCAUUCAUUAUUGACGGCUUCAAGUUUGACCUGCGUAUCUAUGUGCUGGUGACCUCCUGUGACCCCUUCCGCAUCUUCCUGUACAAUGAGGGGCUGGCUCGCUUCUGCACUACCCAAUACAACGAGCCCAGCAAUGGCAACGUGGAUGAUGUUUGCAUGCAUCUGACCAACUAUGCCAUCAACAAGCACAGUGAGAACUUUGUCCGUGAUGACGACACUGGCAGCAAACGGAAGCUGUCCACCUUGAACAAGCACCUGGAGGCCAUGUGUUACGACACAGAGAAGAUGUGGUUGGACAUUGAGGACGUGAUUAUUAAGACGCUCAUCUCUGCCCACCCCAUCCUCAAACACAACUACCACACCUGUUUCCCCAACCACGCUGCUGGCAGCGCCUGCUUUGAGAUCCUUGGCUUUGAUGUGCUGCUAGACCAUCGACUCAGGCCCUGGCUGCUGGAGGUGAACCACUCCCCCAGUUUCACUACUGAUUCGCGGUUGGACCGGGAGGUGAAGGAUAGCCUGCUGUAUGACACCCUGGUUCUUAUAAACCUGGGUGCCUGUGACCGCCGUAAGAUCACUGAGGAGGAGAAGCGCAGGGUGAAGGAGAGGCUGCAGCAGAACCGCUCUAGAGAGGCCAGGAGUGAGGAACUGCGUCAGUCCCAGGCAGCCAGUGUAGAGCAGAUGCGGAGGUAUGAGGCCAAACACCUGGGUGGCUUCCGCGGGAUCUACCCUCGCGAGGGCGGAGAGAAGUACGAGAAGUACUUCAAACACAGCAGCUCCUUGUUUCAGGAGACUGCCGCCUCCAAGGCCAGGGAGGAGUGUGCCAGGCAGCAGCUGCAGGAGCUGCGUCUGAAGCAGGAGCAGAAGGAGAGGGAGCAGAAGGGGAGCCGUAGACGAGACUUGCAGGGGGAGUCUGCAGGAGAGAGGGCCAAACCACACAGAGUACAAGUUCGUCAGACCAGCUCCAACUCCCAACAGGUUACUCUCCUGACCAUGCCCCCCCUGCCUACUGCCACCAACGGUUCCCCUACGGUGCAGGACCUCUCUGAGGAGGAGGUGGAGAGGGUGAGUGGACUGCUCCAACGGGAGAAUCUACUGAGGGACCUGGGGGUGGUGGACCAGAUCUAUCAGCUGCUGCAGGGGCGAGGCCACUCCAUGCCUGACGGCAUUACACCCCCCCGCGAGCAAAAUGAGCUGCCCCUACACAGACAUGAACGAGCCAAUAAGUUGGACUCCCUGAGACCGAAGCGCCACUGUACUGUGAUCCAACACCAGGUGCCUCCAGGGGCCAAGCCCUUCCGGCAGUACGUCCAUUCCCAGCUGCUGCAGCAGCGCUGGCCCUGGCCAAGUCUGGACAGGGGGCCCACUCACACUGAGUCUGCCUGCCUACAGUACUACACCCCAGAGGACCAAGUCCUAGAGACAGUCUGCCGGGCGCCAGGAGACCUGAGGAGGACCAACAGUGCCCAGCGUAUCCCAUGGACAAUCAAUGGUGCUCGUCAGGGUAGUAUGAGCUCGUCCUAUGCAGAGUCCAGGGCCCGGGCCACAGUGUCAAACUUAUCCCAGCUCAUGCCUGGACGGCUCCACUGCACCCCCAUGUCCUCCGACCCCAAGGCCUUCCAGAGCCUGUUUGUCAUCUCCACCCCAGCCCCCCUGAUCCAGCGGCCCGAGUUCCCCCACCCCAUCCGCAAACCCUUGCGCAAAGUCCCCCAGCACGGACAAGGGCGCUAGGGAGCAGGGACUUCACCAGUCCUGCCAUAGUGCCAUAAACCACAAGCGGGGGAGAGUGAACAAGCUUUCCUGGCAAAGUUGUCCCUAAAAUCCUCUCCCUAUACUGUGUAAAUUUCUUCACUUUUACAUCAUCAAAAUGAAAUUCAUUUCUACAUUG